Labrus bergylta (ballan wrasse) is the source of this 3906-nucleotide messenger RNA. It is a transcript of the gene rassf5, whose product is annotated as Ras association domain family member 5. Gene Ontology annotation, biological process: signal transduction. Gene Ontology annotation, cellular component: nucleus. The record is from RefSeq and is a predicted model, not a curated record. Lineage: Eukaryota; Metazoa; Chordata; Actinopteri; Labriformes; Labridae.
GGGCGUGAGUUGAGUUUACAUUCAGGGCACGGAGUGAAAACACGCACUAUUACACACUCUUUAACAACCCAAACACACACGCAUUACAGGAGGACAGGAUAAUGGCGUCUGCGAGUGUGGUGGGGCAGCACCCGGGUCCGCACAGACUGGACUCGGAACCUCAGCUGCUGCUCUUCAAGCUGCCCGGCAGAAAGAAAAUCACCCUGCCGAGGAAGCCGUCCUGGGAGAAGAUGAUGUUCAGAAGAAGCUCGGGGGUCAGUGGGGAGUGUGUGUCGGUCGCUGCUGAAGGAGCAGCUGGGACUCAACCCUCGUCUCCGGGACUGGAGGGAGAGACGGCGGCAAAAGGAGGGAAGAUGCCCGGGGAAAGAUGCGCUGCUCCGGCCGCCCCUUCUGCGCCACGUAGCCCGGGCCGGGACAGAGAGCAGGGUAGCACGGACUGCGACAGGUGGACCGCUCCAGAGAGUCGAACCGGUGACAUCUCGAAUGACUGCAACAGCAACAUCAGCGGGGACUUGAACCACAACACAGGGGGACGCAGGGGGACUUCGCUCAAGAGGUCUUGCAUCAACGUCAUGACAGGGGGAUCUGGAGCGCACCGGCACCGGGACGCGCCACACGGGAGAGCAGACAGCGGCAGUCUUCAGCUGGACAGGCUCACUCAGGGCAAGACUGGAGUCGUCAGGCUGGCUCGCACAGAGCCUCACCGCCGGGAGGCCUGGUCCAUCUUCCCCAGGUGUUUGGACCCCAGAGUGAGGACCGAGAGAGGAGAAGGACAUCGGUUCGAGGCCAAGCCUGUUACGCAGGACUGGUGUGACGCCUGCAGCCGCCAGAUUACCGCACAGGCACUCAAGUGUCAAAACUGCAGCUACACCUGUCACCUGGAGUGUGAGAGCCAGGUUCAGCUCGACUGCAACCAGAAGGACAGAGACUCCAAAGAAACUCCAUCUCCCAGAAGCCACUGCUACUCCAAAGCUGCCCGGCACAAGCAGAAUGAAACAAAAGAGGAGGAGGAGGGAGGAACAAAGGAGCUGUCAGAAGAAGAUGUGCAGAAGAGGAUAGAAGAGUACAACACUCAAGUGUCUGAAAAUGGCAUGAAACUGGCCUCAGAUGGAUCCUACACAGGUUUCAUUAAGGUCCACCUGAGGCUCAGUCGACCUGUCACAGUCCCCGAUGUGGAGGCGGCGGGCUCAGAGGGCGAGUGCAGGCAGACGGGAAGCAGCAAUCAGUUGCCAUCAGAGUUCCAGGAAGACGGUGGGCAGAGUGAGAAGAGAACGUCCUUCUACCUACCAUGCGACUGUGUGAAGCAGCUCCACAUCAGCUCACUGACCACCACCAGAGAGGUGAUCCAGGGCCUGCUGAAGAAGUUCAUGGUGUUGGACAAUCCUCGAAAGUUUGCGUUGUACCGGCAGACGCAUCGCGACGGACAGGAUCUGUUCCAGAAGCUUCCUCUGUGUGAGCGUCCUCUCCUUCAGAGGUUGAUAGCGGGGCCUAAUCCAGAGCAGCUCAGCUUCGUCCUGAAGGAGAAUGAGACUGGAGAGGUGGAGUGGCAUGCAUUCUCUGUUCCUGAGUUACAAAACUUCCUGGUAAUCCUGGAAAAGGAGGAGGCAGAGCGUGUGCGGGCAGUGGAGCAAAAAUACACUGUGUACCGAAAAAAACUACAACAGGCCCUACAACAACAUGACCCCUGACCCCCCCCCCCCCACCUGUUACCUUACGACCUCAGCCCAGGGAGAGACUGACCUUCCAUCUAUUCUGAGGCUUGAGCCGAAUUCAGAUGCUUCUUGACCCUCCACAUAUAUUCACCCAAAACAUACAGUGCAUACACACACACACACACACACACACACACACACACACACACACACACACACACACACACACACACACACACACACACACACACACACACACAUGCAUACACUUUCUCAGGACAAACCCCCUCGAUCCCCCAGUUUCAUGCAUCUACUCCCUGAGGAGAGACGAAAGCGACAUGAAAGACUUCAGGGUGUGUGUGGUCUGCUUGCUAAUUGGACAAGUGUUGUUUUCAUUGCCAAGGCCAGACGCACACACACACACACACACACACACACACACACACACACACACACACACACACACACACACACACAGAAAGCUCACAGCACGAUCUGAAACUUGAAAUCUCAUUAGGGGACGGAUAAGAACCACUGCUGUUUCCCCCAUCUUCUGCUACUGUUGCUGCUGCUACUGCAAGUGUUACUUAUGCAUGAGUCUCUCUCAGCUCAUCCCCCUGCACAUAGUGAGAAUUACAACAGAAGGCAUGAAUCUUUUUUUUAGCAUCUCCUGGAGAUGGAAGGACAAUCAUAGAGUGUUUUUUUUUUCUUGGAUUUGAUGUAUAAUUUUGAUGCAGAAAUAAAAGGCAUGGGGAAUUGUGAAGGAGGUGUGUUUUAAGGGGGGCUUUGCUUUAAGGAAUGGUGAGGAAAAGAAGUGAGAUAUAGUCUCUGAUUUCCUUUUUCUCGUCAAACCUUAAAAUGUAAAGAAACCAGUUCCACCGUAUACAGCUCCUUUUAAGACCAUUUUGUUCAAAAUUUAAAAAAAAAUUAUUUGUUCUUAUCAUUCCAGUGAAUUAAUCUCAAUCUGACUCAGAAAGCAUCCCCCUGCUCAAACACAAACCUAUUCUCAAAUCUGGACUGCAACUUCUUUUGUUCCAAUCCCAUCUUGCAUGAUCUCAAACCUCCUGAGCGAGGAGCUCCACACACCAUUGUAUAAACAUUCUUUAUGCUGUUAUUGUGCAUAGAUUGCAUUUGAAUGUGUGAGGAUUUUUACACCAAAGCAUUGAGGAGAGAUUUAUUGGCAGGAUCUUUAAAGGGAAAAGAGAACAUUUGAAGGGUUUGUCUUAUUAAAGGUGGUAUAAGUAGAAAUUCAACCAGUUUCUGUUUAUUUUGCACAUUUAGACGCAGGUGACUGAAUGGCCCACAAUUCUCAGACUGGGCCAGCAUUUCUGCUUCGCUUUUCUUUUAUCUCCCUGCCUUCCAUCUCCUUUAAAAAUAAAAAAAAUCAAUAUAAAAUCAAUAUUAAUGGCUAUGAAGUACCAAUGACGUGGUUGCAAUGCAUAUGUAUGAUGUAGACACUGGGAAAAGAGUGACAAGGUUUUAUAUGGUGAAUAUACUUUUGUUAUCAUUCCUGCUGGGUGGUGUGUGUAUGUGUGCGUGCGUGCGUGCGUUUGUGUGUGCGUUGCAUGCUCAAUCUAGGGCAGUGAGGACGAUGUGAAUAGUGCUUUGUAAUGAGUGUCUGUGUGUGAUCAGCACUCCCUCACUGGGCAUCACUUACUAGUAUAAAACAUGAAGAAAAUCCACUCUGAAAAGAGAUUGGUUAGCGUGCUUCAUUUAAUUGAUAAAAAUGUAUAGAAAGUACUGAUUAAUAAGACCUGUUGUCCAUAAGCACAUAACUCCUCCUCAAUAAAUCCACACAUGCACAUGUUUUUUCAAUCCCCACCACCCAAAGUCUGAGCUGUUCCUGCUGGCAGUGCCUUUUGUUUCAUGUGCUCCGGUGCUUGUCUGUCUGGUGUGUUUCAGCACACACGUGCCUGACUGGAUGUUUGUCUGGGUUCUUUUGCAUGUGUGCAAAUCAGUGUGUUUUGGGUGGUGUAGUGUUGUAUAUUUAAUUUCCAUUUUCUUUCCCUUUACACACAUGUCCUUCCAGCAAUUCCUUUGUGUGUGUGUGUGUGUGUGUGUGUGUGUGUGUGUGAGGUGCGUGUUAUUUAUUUCAUGGUCAAACACAUCCAUGUGAUAGUAUGUAGAGGAUGAUGAGUCUUAAUGCUUUUUAUUUGCGAUUUGUUUAGUUUUAUUUGAAGAAGUGUGUAUAACUAUAACAGUAGAACUGUACAGAAUAUUCAAAUGAAAUAAAAAGGUCAUCCCUUUACUGGAA